Molecule: messenger RNA, 684 nt
Organism: Adineta ricciae
Lineage: Eukaryota; Metazoa; Rotifera; Eurotatoria; Adinetida; Adinetidae
Source: the annotation of a GenBank genome assembly
AUGGCUCGAAUGAAAGCGGAAGCUCGACGGUAUUUCUGGUGGCCCAAUCUCGAUAGUAAUAUUGAACAUGUCGCCAGGAAUUGUCGAGCUUGUACGGAAAACUUCAAACAAACGGUCAAAGUUCCAAUGAACCAAUGGUCGCCACCUGAUCAUCCGUGGCAACGUAUACAUAUCGAUUUUAUGGGUAAAUUUAUGGGUUUAUAUUUUCUGGUUAUUAUCGAUGCACAUUCCAAGUGGGUGGAAGUGAUUACAAUGACCACUAUCACGUCACAAAUCACGAUCAAUGCCUUGUCAUCUUUGUUUGCUUGUUUCAGUCUUUGCCAAAUGAUUCUAUCCGAUAACGGUACUCAAUUUACGUCAUCGGAAUUUCAAGAUUUUUGCUCUCGUAAUGGUAUCGAUCAUGUCCGUACAGCACCAGCACACGCCCAAUCAAACGGACGAGCUGAAAGGUAUGUUGAGACCGUGAAAUCUGCAUUCGCGAAGAUUGUUCAUGAGGGAGGCAGUGUGACAGAAGCUGUGAUGAACUUCAUUUUCAAUUAUCGCACGACUCCUCAUGCGACAACUGGCCAAACACAAGCCGAGUUGUUUUUAAAACGCCCAUUGAGGACUGUACUCGACUUAUUACGUCCCAAUUAUGCAGAAGUCACACGCUUUGCACAUAAUCGGUAUCAAUUCAAUUUUUGA